Molecule: messenger RNA, 875 nt
Organism: Zingiber officinale
Lineage: Eukaryota; Viridiplantae; Streptophyta; Magnoliopsida; Zingiberales; Zingiberaceae
Product: ent-kaur-16-ene synthase, chloroplastic-like
Exons: 3
Coding region: 364-759 (131 amino acids)
Biological process (GO): diterpenoid biosynthetic process
Molecular function (GO): magnesium ion binding; terpene synthase activity
Source: RefSeq, a predicted model, not a curated record
UCCAUUAUUGGAGAUCAUGCAUUCUGUCAUAGCUGCUACUCCGAAAUGCAGUAAAUUCAAUGCUCAGUAUACAAGCCUUACUUACAAACUGUUUUUCAUAUUCUUCUUCUUCUUCAUUGUUGCUCCUUAUACCCUGCAAACAUCUAUCGUAAAUAGAAAAUCAGUGAAAAUCUUUUCUAAUAAAAUUCUCUCAUAUAAUCCAUGUAUUCCUGCUAAUUGAUGCAGCACUUACUGAUCUAGGAUACACGAUGCAUAGAAGUGGCAACAAAACAUAUAUGUGCCAGGGCAGAUCAAUUGAAAGAAUCAGUAUGCAAUUCCAGAAGAUCCAACUAUCAGCUUCAUUAUGACACUGCAUGGAUAGCAAUGGUCCCUUCUCCAACUUCUCCUAACCAUCCAUGCUUUCCACAAUGCCUUGAUUGGAUAAUAAAGCAUCAACAUUCUGAUGGAUCAUGGGGACUCGAUCACUUCCAACCCUUUCUCGUUAAAGACUACCUGUCUUCGACAUUAGCUUGUGUAAUCGCGCUCGAACGCUGGAAAGUUGGUCAGGAACAAGUCAGGAGGGGUCUGAAUUUUAUUGGGAGUAAUUAUUCAUCCAUUUUGGAUGAGCACUUGCAGUCACCUAUUGGCUUCGAUAUUGUAUUUCCAGGCAUGAUUGAAUAUGCCAUCAACAUUGGUUUAGAUGUUCCUAUAGAACAUCAUGAGAUAGGGAACAUGCUCGGCCGACGAAAUGCAGAACUACUCAGGUUGGAAAUGUUUUGACCAAGUUGUAAUUUAGAGAAGAACCUAAAAAACAAUUUGAUUACCAAGUGUUAUGUGAGCAUGCUAAGAAUGUUAUAUACAUGUUUUUUUCCCUUGAUGCAGAUGAUGUAGACUAU